UAAGAAAUAGCCAUCCUGCCAACUAACGAAACAGUUGCAAUUUACCAACAGACCAGUGAACAGUUCUCGAUACGCAGCCAAAAGACAGUACCCGAAAAAGCAAACCAUGUUUAGGUUUUCCUUUUUUUUCCAUCUCAUCUGCCUAUAUCUGGCUAUCAAAAGUGCACUGAGUGUGGAAAUGGAUUCAAAUGAUCAAAAGUACGCGGACCUGCGGACGACAUCGGGGCGUGAGGUGCAGGAUGGAGGCGCACCAGAACCGGAUGUACUUAGACGGGAUGAUACGGCCGAAGGGCUCAACAAAAGGGCUGCCGCCAUGUGGUUUGGCCCGCGGCUCGGCAAACGUACCAUUGCGACGGAUUUACACGACGAUCUGGUGGAGGAAUUCGACAGUGAACCGUUGGGUUAUGCGGGUGAACCACCGCAAAAGUUGGCCUCCGAGCUUGUCCAGGGAUCACCCUACAUGGUGCUAUUACUCACAACAAAACCACGAAAACCACAGCCAGUAUUCUACCACACAACAUCACCGCGCCUCGGUCGACGGGAUUCGGUCGGAGAGAAUCAUCAACGGCCACCGUUUGCACCACGGCUUGGCCGAAAUCUGCCCUUCUCACCACGCUUAGGACGUGCGUACAACGGUGGAUAUCCGCUACCAUUCCAGUUUGUGUACUGAAGCGUUACCCGAACGAUCAGUGACUGUGUAACGGUGUGUAACGCAAGCGCCUAGCCCGGCGGUGAAGUUUAUCGGCAUUAAUUGAAUUAACCUUUUGCGUAAAAAUAUGGCUGGAAUCCGAUAAACUUGACGGCCUGGUGUAAGGGUGCCAGAAAACAUGCCACCAGAAAAAAAAACUCUCGACGAAAAUUGUAAAAUUGCACGCUGUAUUGUAAUAAAGUAUUAGGAAUCUCCAACAUCAA
Molecule: messenger RNA, 912 nt
Organism: Anopheles funestus (African malaria mosquito)
Lineage: Eukaryota; Metazoa; Arthropoda; Insecta; Diptera; Culicidae
Product: PBAN-type neuropeptides
Exons: 3
Coding region: 107-670 (187 amino acids)
Biological process (GO): neuropeptide signaling pathway
Molecular function (GO): neuropeptide hormone activity
Source: RefSeq, a predicted model, not a curated record